This is a messenger RNA of Drosophila santomea, 843 nucleotides long. It is a transcript of the gene Vhl, whose product is annotated as protein Vhl. The transcript has a single exon. The record is from RefSeq and is a predicted model, not a curated record. Lineage: Eukaryota; Metazoa; Arthropoda; Insecta; Diptera; Drosophilidae. Bases 9 to 545 code for a protein of 178 amino acids.
UGCUGGAGAUGGCGCUCCAGAUAGCGCAGAACAACCGCGACGGCCAGCAGCUGGUGGGCGCUGAUCAGGGAAAGGUGGAGGUGUACGUGCUGUUUGCAAACACCACAUACCGCACCCUGGACUUAUACUGGGUGUGCGAGCGGGAUCGGGAGAACAUGUACCUCACCCUCAAGCCCUUCGAGGAGGUCCGGGUGAACACGUUCACCACUCACAGCUGGCUGUUCCGGGACUACUACACGGGCGAACGAAUGCACGUACGCUCGCAGAGGAUCUUUCAGCCGAUCCGGGUGCGGGUUCCCAAGAACCAGCACAGUCCGGACCAGCUGGUUGACGUGCGCAGCGAAGUGCUGAUUCACUUCCCGAUGAGAUCGUUGCGUGAAAACUGCCUAUGGCUGGUUGCCCGCUGGCUGAUCCGGACGAGCAACGCGCCACGGAGGAUUAUCCACGGAUACCACAUACCCUCGACGCUGAAGCAACAGCUUCUCAGCUUGCUCACCUGCAUCGAGUCCUAUUCCCGAGUGGCAGGCACCCGACGACGGCGUUAGGAGCACGCGCACUCUUAGUUGUUAGUUAAACGGGGGGUAAUCAUUUUAGGUGCUGAGAGACAGGCUUGAUUUCCAAAUAAUUUAAUAACUUUAAUUGAUUUUCAUCCUGGUUUUCGAUUUUCGCUUAUUACUUAUGUACAAAUUGGCUGGCAUAGAGCUCUUUACAAGUUGGGCUACUACCAUUGCAUUGAAUUUUCUGUAUCUUUAACAGAUUACUUAUACCUAUGUUCUAUGUAAAUAAUUAUGUAUAAACCUAAUGUGAAACAAGUGUGAAUAUUACAUACAUAUAUGCGCAAUA